Messenger RNA from Seminavis robusta, 726 nucleotides. The record is from the annotation of a GenBank genome assembly. NCBI's taxonomy places the organism in Eukaryota, Bacillariophyta, Bacillariophyceae, Naviculales, Naviculaceae.
AUGGACAGCACGAGCUUUGAGACCUCUGACAUCGGCUGCAGUGAUGCUGCCAUCGACAUGGAUAUUCCCGCAUCUCCUAGAUCGCCCAGACGGACUCUCCAUGUUCGGAUCGAGACGUUUGGGUACAAGAACGGCAAGCCUCCAGCGCAAAGCCAACGUCAAAUGGUCUUGGACUGCUGUGGUAUUCCCAACCCAGGAACAGCUCGUUCCCGAAAACUUUAUACAGGGUUGAACAAGGAUCUUGCCAAAGAUGUGAUGAAAGAUGCAGCAGCACAGGAGUUGAUCAACAGAGGCGUUCAGUUCGUUCUGGACUCUAUUUCACAGCUAGCAGACAAAGAGGAAACAAAUGAAGCCGUGAAUAAUUGUGAAAAUGGCGACCGCCCCGAGGGAAACUCACCCCGAGAGCUUUCUCCAAUUGAGUGGGAUCCUACCUGCACGACAAGCAAUGAUGGCGCUGUGGUCAUUUUGGGAUAUGGAUGUCAUGCUGGUUUACACCGGUCUGUCGCAAUCGCACAAGCAGCUAUGGAACAACUCAAGGAGAAGCAUGGAAUUCAUCGGAAGCCGUUCAUUCGGCUUGAAGUGGUCCAUCAUUCGUUGCUUGGGCUCCAAAAAGCGCCGUCGCCGUCGGCGGCUUCCCGCACGUAUCGAAACAAAAAACAGGAGAAAAGAGGACGCAAGGGCAUAAGGGUAUGCAAAGAAAACGUGGGUAGCCAGAGAAGAUUGUGA